ACUCUCAAGGAACACGUCUCGAUUUGCUUGUUGUGUAUUUGCAAAUUGCAACGAUAUAGUUAUUUUAAUUUCUGUGAUAAACAAACUUUCAAAACAAUGAUAAGAUACCGUGGCAAGAAAACCGUUAUAGAUAAAGUAAAAGAGUUGGAUGCGUUUGCAAAAGUCCCUGAUGAAUACGUGGAUAGUACACCGGUAGGAGGGACGUUUUCGAUAAUAAGCUUUAUAAUUAUAAUGUACCUAGUAUACAGUGAAGUUAGUUAUUUUCUAGAUAGCAAUUUAGUGUUUAAAUUCAUGCCAGAUACAGAUAUGGAUGAAAAACUUCGUAUAAAUAUUGACAUUACAGUGGCAAUGCCAUGUUCUAACUUAGGAGCCGAUAUUCUGGACUCCACGUCCCAAAGCGUGUUUGGCUUUGGUGAAUUACAGGAAGAGGAUACGUGGUUUGAGCUGACUCAAGAACAACAGGAUGCAUUUGACGCAGUAAAAUAUAUAAAUUCUUAUUUGAGAGAGGAAUACCAUUCACUGUGGCAGUUACUUUGGAAGAAGGGCCAUGGAUCUGUGAGAGCUACUAUACCGCCCAGAAAAACGAAACCAAAUCGUCGACCAGAUGCAUGUAGGCUUCAUGGAGUUCUUACAUUAAAUAAAGUAGCUGGCAACUUUCACAUAACAGCUGGAAAAAGUUUACAUCUACCGAGGGGUCACAUUCAUUUAAACAUGUUGUUUGACGAUACACCACAAAAUUUUAGUCACAGAAUACACAGACUCAGCUUUGGUAGUCCAGCCAAUGGGGUUAUUUAUCCACUAGAAGGUGAUGAAAAGAUCACCAAUGAUGAAAACAUGCUUUAUCAAUACUUCAUAGAAGUUGUACCAACAGAUGUGGAUACUACAUUUGAGUCAAUAAAGACUUUCCAAUAUUCUGUUAAGGAAUUGGAGAGACCAAUAAGUCACGCUAGAGGCUCUCAUGGUGUUCCCGGCCUAUUUUUCAAGUAUGAUAUGGCAGCACUAAAAAUUAAAGUGUACCAAGAAAGAGAAAAUCUUCUGCAAUUUAUGUUAAGACUGUUUUCGAUUAUAGGUGGUAUAUAUGUUAUUAUGGGUUUUAUUAACACAUUAGUGCUUACAGUAAGAACUGCAUUUGUGAAAAAAGCUGCUCCUGAUGUUUAUCAUCGAAUAAAUGAGAAGCCAAUGCCUGUACAACUAAAUCCUUUACUAGUAGCACAAAAUCUAGAUAUUCCUGACGGACAUUUAAUAAGACAAUGAUAUUUAUUGAAAUUUAGGUUUUAAGCAUAAAAUGAAUAAUUUCUGUACAUAAAAGAGAUUUUGUAAAUGUAUUAUUGUGACAUUCUUCAGUUAUCAUAUAUAGAAUAAUCAUUGUAUUUUUACUGGUAUUCGUAAGAAUUAAAUGUAAAUACUGGUAUUUUAAAUUGA
Colias croceus (clouded yellow) is the source of this 1422-nucleotide messenger RNA. RefSeq names its product endoplasmic reticulum-Golgi intermediate compartment protein 2. Lineage: Eukaryota; Metazoa; Arthropoda; Insecta; Lepidoptera; Pieridae. Gene Ontology annotation, cellular component: endoplasmic reticulum; COPII-coated ER to Golgi transport vesicle; membrane. The record is from RefSeq and is a predicted model, not a curated record. The transcript has a single exon. The coding region runs from base 97 to 1254 and encodes 385 amino acids. Gene Ontology annotation, biological process: endoplasmic reticulum to Golgi vesicle-mediated transport; retrograde vesicle-mediated transport, Golgi to endoplasmic reticulum.